CUGAACAGCCUAAGUAGCCAACAACAUUUACAAUGAAGUCUAUCGUGUGCUUAACUUUGCUCGUUGUCGUGACUCUGGCAAUAGCUCAACCUUUGGUCAAGGAGACAGUUGAUAUAAAGGAGGAUGUCGUUAGCCCAGCUGCGUUAGAGGAGGUGCAGCCUGCAGCACCCGUUACCCAUCAACGUUAUAAGCGUGCCACCUGCGAUCUGCUCAGCUUCUUGAAUGUGAACAAUUCAGCCUGCGCUGUUCACUGCUUAGCCAAGCGCUUCAAGGGCGGCUACUGCAAUAGCAAAGCUGUUUGCGUUUGUCGUCAUUGAAUCUAAAAAUAUUCAAU
Drosophila arizonae is the source of this 334-nucleotide messenger RNA. RefSeq names its product phormicin pseudogene. NCBI's taxonomy places the organism in Eukaryota, Metazoa, Arthropoda, Insecta, Diptera, Drosophilidae. The record is from RefSeq and is a predicted model, not a curated record.